This is a messenger RNA of Uloborus diversus, 1749 nucleotides long. RefSeq lists its product as uncharacterized. Gene Ontology annotation, cellular component: nucleus. The transcript has 13 exons. Lineage: Eukaryota; Metazoa; Arthropoda; Arachnida; Araneae; Uloboridae. Bases 78 to 1100 code for a protein of 340 amino acids. The record is from RefSeq and is a predicted model, not a curated record.
GUUAAAUCUCGCAGCGAGUAGGCUGCGUCUCUUGCUAGCUCUGCACGUGCAUGUUAAAAUAACUGCGCGUUGGAAAGAUGGCGAAGGCUAAAGAUAUUCCGUAUGCUGAACUUCGUGGUGCAAUCAGAAGCAUUAUGAGAACUGUCGAUCUGAGCAGCAUAUCGGCAAAGAAAAUUCGUACGCUUUGCGCGAAGAAAAUGAAAAUGAGUUUGGCUUGUCGGAGAAAAGAAAUGGAUGAAAUUAUAAUGACUUAUAUGGAAGAAGGAGACAGCAGUAGUGAAGAUAGUGAUUCUGAGGAAGGUGACCCAAGCAAAAAGGUCUGUAACACAAAGUCUGGUGCCUCUCAUAGUUCAGUGCAGUGCACUACUCCUAUUUCAGUGCAGUUCGCUACUCCUAGUUCAGUGCAGUCAGCUACUCCUAGUUCAGUGCAGUCGGCUACUCCUAGUUCAGUGCAGUCAGCUACAUCUAUCAGGAGGAUUGCUGUUGCCACUCCUCCAAAGAAACGAAUUUUGGAAGAGAAAAGACUGGCUGCCCAGGUUUUUGAAGCACCUGCUCCUGCCAAAGUGACCACACAUAGCAUACCUGGAGGGGGAGGGGGUGACACCAUAAAUUACCGCCCCAAGUGUCGCAGAUGCAUGGUGCCACCAAAAAAGAGGCCAAUUAAAAUGCCUGUGAAGACAAGUGAUCAAUCUCCAGUGAGAAAUGAACAACAGUCUCUGCAAGAAGAUGAGCUUUUUGCUAGACGAUUGCAAGCGGAGGAGUGGAAUUUCAGACAAAGAACUGUUAAGAAAUCGCUGAAGUCAAGAGCUCCUGCAAAACAACUUGAUCAAAAUGGAGAGCCCAAAAAGAGGAAAGCUGGUGCAUAUUCCAGGAACUGCAGAUUGUCGAGCAGCUUGACUGCCGUUCUGAAAGCCAACCAGAUGUCUCGCUAUGAUGUUGUUAAGAAAAUUUGGCAUAUUGUUCGUACACGAGGACUCUUUGAUCCAAACAACAAACAAUUUGCCAUUGUUGAUGAAGAACUAUACCGAGUAUUUGGGAGGCAUCGCAUUCGUCUGUUCGGAAUGAUGAAAUAUUUGAAGCACCAUAUCAAAGAUAUUUAAAUGCAUUGGAAUGCAUUUUUCAUAUGGAUUCAAGAGUAAAUUACAUAGCAGAACCCAAGUAUGGACUACUUUUGUUGCCAUUUAUUUGCAUAUUGCAUGAGCUUUAGUGACCAUUGAUCUAUAGGUCGCUGGGAAAUAUUCUUAUACUAACUGUACUACAGAUGUAUAAUGCUGUUAAAGGAUUGUCUUGUGUACUGCUAUGUAACAUUUCCAAGUUGACGGAGUCAUGGUUUGACUCAUCACCAUGUUUUCAAUCUCAUAUGUAAAUUUUUUCAAACACUUGUGCUUGAUAUUUUUGAUGUACUUUUUAAAAAGUAUUGAUGAAAUUACUGUAUACUUUUGUUCCUUUAAGUAUAUAGCUAUAUUUACUUGACAAUUUCAUUUUAUACGAAUAUAUUUAUGUAUACAUAUGUUUUGUGAGGUUUUUAAACUAGCAGAAUUUAUAUGAUAUUUUCCCUUUAAUUUUGUUUUAUGUUUGCAUCCUCUCCUGGAUGCAGUUUUACUUUUUGGUUUUAUUUGAAUUUUAUUCUCAAUUUUAGUGGAGCUUCGCAAGAAAUAUUUUUCAGAAUUUAUCUGAUAUCUUCCCUUUAAUUUUAAAUUUUAUGUUUGCAUCCUCUCCUUGGUGAAUUUUUAAUUUUUGGUUUCGCUG